Lindgomyces ingoldianus is the source of this 744-nucleotide messenger RNA. RefSeq names its product DlpA domain-containing protein. Lineage: Eukaryota; Fungi; Ascomycota; Dothideomycetes; Pleosporales; Lindgomycetaceae. The annotation marks the transcript as partial. The record is from RefSeq and is a predicted model, not a curated record. The transcript has 3 exons.
CAAUGUCGUCGUCAAGAUGGAAAGAGCUAUCCCGCUACUCAGCUUGCGAUAUCGCAGACGCGCUCCUGAAGCUCAAAGUCCGUGGUGCUGGCUUUCUAGCUGAUAUAUCUCCAAUGCCCCGGACGACAUCACGCCCAAACCUCGAACUUACAAAGACGCUGGCCCCAGCCUCCACAUUCCUCAUGCUCCCCAAACCCUCUGACUCCUUCCCCAACCCAGCUGAUAUCUCAUCCAAAGUUCCCGCGUCGAACGUCGAGGUUGGAACACCGUACGCAGACUACACUGAAAAGGAUACAAUCGUCGUGAUUAGCCAGCCCUCGGGUCAAAAAUGUGCAGUUGUCGGCGGGAUAAUGGCCACACGGAUGAAGGUCCUCGGCGCCCAGGGCAUCAUCGUUGAUGGCAGAGUUCGAGAUCUCGGGGCGUUAGGCGGGCUCGGUCUUCCUGUCUGGUCUAAGGGCACGUCGAUUAUCGGCGCGGGAGCGGAGUCGAGGCUGCAUGCUCGGAAUGUGCCAGUUCAGGUUGGUGAUGUAGUGGUAGAGCCCGGGGACAUUGUUAUGACGGAUCACGAGGAGAAUGGGGUUGUGGUGGUUCCAAGGGGAAGGGUGGAGGAGGUGUUGGGGUUGCUGCCGAAGUUGGUGGAGGCGGAUGAGAAGGUGGUGAGGGAUGUUGAGGCAGGGGUUAGUGUUAGGGAGGCUUUUGGGAGACAUAGGAACUAGAAUCACCUCCCCUAAAAUCCAAUUGAUC